UCGUUUCUGGGCACAGCAGAAGUGAACACCUCUGCUUUGACUUUAAAGAAUAAGGAUUGAAAGUCUAAACCUUCUAUUCUCUCUAUCGCCUCUACCCCUUCCCUUCCGCGGCGGCGCAUCGGCCAUUCUUCAGAGAGCACGGAGCUCUAGUGUGAGCUUUCUAAGCAUUUCACCAUGGGCGGUAAAGAUGCCAAGAUAUCUAAGGAUGCCAAGAGUUCUAAAGACGCAACUAGCUCUGCCGCCAAGGGGAAGAAGAAGGAAGUGAAGAAAGAGACUGGAUUGGGUCUCUCUUAUAAGAAGGAUGACAACUUCGGAGAAUGGUACUCUGAGGUUGUGGUUAAUGGGGAAAUGAUUGAAUACUAUGACAUAUCAGGCUGUUACAUUCUGCGACCAUGGGCAAUGUCAAUUUGGGAGAUUAUGCAUAACUUCUUUGAUGCUGAGAUCAAGAAAAUGAAUAUUAAGAAUUGUUACUUCCCUCUGUUUGUCUCAUCGACUGUCCUACAGAAAGAGAAGGACCAUAUAGAGGGGUUUGCUCCAGAGGUUGCAUGGGUUACUAAGUCAGGAGAGUCUGAGCUAGAAGUGCCCAUUGCUAUCCGUCCAACUAGUGAAACGGUCAUGUACCCAUAUUUCUCCAAGUGGAUUAGGGGGCACCGUGACUUACCUCUGAGACUUAACCAGUGGUGUAAUGUUGUUAGAUGGGAAUUCAGCAAUCCUACACCAUUUAUCAGGAGUCGUGAAUUUCUUUGGCAAGAAGGACAUACUGCUUUUGCAACAAAGGAGGAAGCAGAUGGCGAGGUGCUUGACAUUUUGGAACUAUAUAGACGCAUUUAUGAAGAGUUCUUGGCUGUUCCAGUUAUUAAGGGCAAGAAAAGUGAGCAUGAGAAGUUUGCUGGUGGACUUUAUACUACUACUGUUGAGGCAUUUGUCCCAAAUACUGGCCGGGGUGUGCAAGGGGCAACUUCACACUGUCUGGGUCAAAACUUUGCAAAAAUGUUUGAGAUUAAUUUUGAGAAUGAGAAAGGAGAAAGGGCUAUGGUCUGGCAGAAUUCCUGGGCUUACACUACGAGAACGAUUGGGGUGAUGAUAAUGGUUCACGGGGAUGAUAAAGGCUUGGUGCUACCUCCUAAAGUAGCAUCUCUCCAAGUAAUUGUAGUCCCUGUGCCUUACAAGGAUGCAGACACUAAGGGUAUAUUUGAUGCAUGCACAUCCACCGUAAAAUCCUUGAAUGAAGCAGGAUUUCGUGCCGAGGCUGAUGUUAGAGAUAACUAUUCUCCUGGAUGGAAAUAUUCUCAUUGGGAAAUGAAAGGCGUUCCUCUAAGAAUUGAAAUAGGACCCAAGGACUUAGCAAACAACACGGUCCGUGCGGUCCGACGGGAUAAUUCAUCUAAAAAUGAUGUUCCCAUGGCUGAUUUGGUCGAGCAAGUUAAAGUGAUGCUUGAUAAUAUCCAACAAAGUCUUUUUGAUGCUGCCAAGCAAAGACGGGAUACCUGCAUCCAAACUGUAUAUAACUGGGAAGAAUUUGCAGAAGCACUUUCCAAGAAGAAGAUGAUUCUGGCCCCAUGGUGUGAUGAGGAGGAGGUGGAGAGGGAUGUGAAGAUGCGCACAAAGGGAGAAAUGGGUGCGGCCAAGUCUCUCUGUUCUCCAUUCGAACAGCCUGAACUCCCUGAAGGUACCUUGUGCUUCGCAUCCGGUAAGCCUGCUAAAAAGUGGACCUACUGGGGAAGAAGUUACUGAUUCUAUCUGUAACACACAUUAUCUUCAAACUGGUUGUCAACAAGGAUAAGGCAAUUUGGUUUUAAGUUGAUUUUGGAACACACCUUCGAAUAUAGCAUACAAGUUUUGUUAUUUAUUCAGAUCUUUUGUCGGAAAAAAUUGAUUGAUUAAACUUUGUUCGCUGUAUGGAUGAAGAUUAGUAGACUUCAAAAGUUGCUCCACACUGUUUUUGUCAUGUUUGGGGUUGUUUGAUAUCUACGAUAUUUAUUUGGAA
Molecule: messenger RNA, 1987 nt
Organism: Salvia hispanica
Lineage: Eukaryota; Viridiplantae; Streptophyta; Magnoliopsida; Lamiales; Lamiaceae
Product: proline--tRNA ligase, cytoplasmic-like
Biological process (GO): prolyl-tRNA aminoacylation
Cellular component (GO): cytoplasm; aminoacyl-tRNA synthetase multienzyme complex
Molecular function (GO): ATP binding; proline-tRNA ligase activity
Source: RefSeq, a predicted model, not a curated record